GCUAACUUCAGCUCAGCUCUACACGGCGCCAUGGCGCUAACACCAGGCACAACUUCUCUAUGGGGACUUCAGCAGGCUUUCCUCCCUCCAGCACUCACGCUCCUAACCAGCGAAUAGGGCGUAAAGUUCAUUUUAAAGGAAAACGAGUGGUGUUCGCCUGCUGAGGCUCACUUUUAUGACUUUUUCCAAGCGAGAUGAAUCCAAGUCAGGGGAUUACUGCUCAAGGAGAGUCCGAGAACAAGCGCCUCACCGUUGAGGGUUGUUCCAGUGCAGAGUCCUCCUGCUCUCCUGAAGGGAGUCCGAGAAAGAGGAGGAAUUCAGCUGAGGAGGAGAGAUGCAGCCCCCGGCCUCCCCCUGAGGGCGCGGGCUCUGAGAGAGAGCCCACCAAAACGCACCUGUGCACGCACUGUCACAUCGUUGUAUCUGAGCUGAAGAGGCAGGCCCUAGCCCUGACCGACUCUGCUUCACUCAAGGACCCUGGAUUUGCCACCUUCCUCUUUGAGCAGCUGCAGGUGCCAGUCUGGUCGGAGCAGGGGGGACAUGAGGGCGCUUGUUGCCAUGUGUGUGCCACUCCAGUGCAGCAACUAAGGCAGCAGGCUCUGCAGGCUCUACAGGAGCCGUGCCCCGGUGCAGAAAUGCCAGCGCUGCCUGCCAGCACCUUCCCUGGGCAGCCCACCAGACUGACCACACACAGCGUAGUCACGCUCUCGUCUAGACCACCAGCUUCCAGGAUCCCCUACCCAACCCACAGCGUUGUGGCUGUGGGGGAGCAGCGGCGUGGCCUGGGCUGGACUUCCAGCACCAAACCCAGCGUCCAGGUGACUGUGGGAGGUGGCCCUCUGACAGGAGCGCUCAGCUCAGUCACCAUCCAGGCGCAGCAGUACCUGGAGGGCAUGUGGAGCAUCUCACGCGUCAACAACUUCCUGCCUCAGCCAAGCCCGACACAGGGUCCUGUAGCUGAGACUGAACGGGCUAUGCCCUCAGACACAUCCGUCUCCACUGUCUCCCUCACCUCGUCCAGACAGAGGAGUUCAGUCCAGUAUGGUCCAGCAGCACCCCUGUCCUCCAACCAGCCUACCUCAGCCGCAGCCUCUUUCUUCAUCAGGGCUGCACAGAAGUUGAAUCUUUCGUCCAAGCGGAAGAAGGCCCAGCCGCCUGUGCUGCAGCCCCCAGAGCCUUCCAUCUACCCCACCAACUUCAGCAACAUCCUCCAGCUCUCCCCACCGCCCGCUCCACCAUGCCUGCUCAGGGCCGGCUCAAAGGCCAAGGAGAACCCCGGCAUGGGCAAGGUGAAGGUGAUGGUGCGGAUCUGUCCAUCUCCCGGGGUUCAGGACUGUUCUGAGUCCAUGUCCUUCCUAAAGGUGGACCAGCGGAAGAAGCAGCUGACCCUAUAUGAGCCCUCGCUACUGACCCAGCCGGGCACAGCGCACCGCCGCACCCCGUUGGCCGCCCCAAAGAUGUUCGCCUUCGAUGCUGUCUUCACCCAAGAUGCCUCUCAAGCUGAAGUGUGCUCAGGGACUGUGGCUGAAGUCAUCCAGUCAGUGGUGAAUGGAGCAGACGGGUGUAUCUUCUGCUUUGGCCAUGUCAAGCUCGGCAAGACAUACACCAUGAUUGGCAAAGACAGCUCCGCUCAGAGCCUUGGCAUUGCGCCCUGUGCCAUCUCCUGGCUCUUCAAGCUCAUCAGCGAGCGCAAGGAGAAGACAGGAACACGCUUCUCUGUGCGGGUCUCUGCUGUAGAGAUCUACGGCAAAGACGAGAGUCUGCAGGACCUGCUGUCUGACGUCUCUACAGGCAGCCUGCAGGACGGCCAGUCCCCUGGGGUCUACCUGCGUGAGGACCCCAUCUGUGGGACACAGCUCCAGAAUCAGAGUGAGUUGCGGGCCCCCACGGCAGAGAAAGCUGCCCUAUUCCUGGACGCAGCCAUCGCAGCUCGCAGCACUAGUCGUCCUGACGCGGACGAAGAAGACCGGCGCAACUCGCACAUGCUCUUCACCCUCCACAUCUACCAGUACCGCAUGGAGAAGAGCGGCAAGGGUGGAAUGUCUGGAGGUAGAAGUAGACUGCACCUCAUAGACCUGGGCAGCUGUGAGAAGGUGCUUAGUAAGAGCAGAGACGGGGGAGGUGGUCUGUGUCUGUCUCUCAACGCCUUAGGCAACGUCAUUUUGGCUUUGGCAAACGGAGCCAAGCACGUUCCUUACAGGGACAGUAAGCUUACAAUGCUGCUUCGUGAUUCACUUGGAAACAUCAACUGCAGGACAACAAUGAUAGCCCAUGUCUCAGACUCCCCAGCUCAUUAUGCUGAUUCACUCACCACUAUCCAGCUGGCAUCCCGAAUCCAUCGCGUGAGGAAGAAGAAGUCCAAAUAUGCAUCCAGUUCUUCUGGAGGGGAGAGUUCCUGCGAUGAGGGAAGGAUUCGCCGACCACCACAUUUAAGACCUUUCCACCCUCGUACUGUGGCCUUGGAUCCAGAUCUGCCCUCUUUACUCAGUGAUCCAGACUACUCCUCAAGCAGCGAGCAGUCAUGUGACACUGUCAUUUAUGUCGGCCCUGGUGGUGCUGCAAUCUCUGAUCGAGAGCUCAGUGAUAACGAGGGUCCUCCAGCCUUUGUUCCUAUCAUCCCCUCCCUCAACAGAAAGCAGCGUGGAAAGGAAGGACCAGCUGACCGUGACCAUUUCAAAUGCAACACCUUUGCUGAGCUUCAAGAGCGACUGGAGUGUAUUGAUGGGAGUGAGGAACCAACAACUUUCGUUGGGGAAACUAGAGGCAGUCAAGCAAGCCCUAAGAUGGACAUCAGUGCAACAAAGCCAAACAAAGAAGGGACUGCAUCUCUUUCAGCUUCCCCGAAGGCUUCCAUUAAAACACCUUCUUCACAACAGGACAGUGUAUUAUCCAGACAACUCAAUACUGCUGCCAGUAGACUGCCCAGCAGCCCAAAACACAAGUCCAAAUCUGAGCAUUCCAAAUGGCAAGGUGCCACCUCAUCUGAUAGAGACAUGCCUGAGAAUGUUUGCUGUGCAAGGGCAGAUGGUGAAAAGGGCUCAGUAUCAGAAAACUCAGCUCCAUGUUCUCCAGGGAAACAAGGUAAAUCAUCGCCAUCUCAAAACUCUGAGCCAGUAGUGAGAGAAAAGGUAUUUUUCAACAAAAAACAGCUACCCAAGCCUGCCCCUCUGCCCCUACAACAAAAGGACAAUUCAAGACCUAAUGGAGAAGCAGACGAAACAUCUGCAACAAGAAUUCCACCUAUUGGGAUGAGCCAUCAAGUUCAGAAGCAGGGUGGUUCAGGUAGCAGUUCCCCGCUUUUGAGCAGGGUUCAUCAUCUAAACCCCAGGACCCCGCUUGAAGUCUGCCAGCUAAGGUCCACACUUAGGGAAAGGUGCAUGGACAGAGAUAUCUUGAGGACUACAGUAACCCUCCAGCAACCAGUAGAGCUGAACGGAGAGGAUGAACUGGUGUUCACUCUUGUAGAAGAACUGUCUAUUGGAAAUAUUGUGGACAAUGGGAGACCUUCCAGCAUCAUAAGCUUUAACAGUGAUUGCUCUGUACAGGCCAUUGCUUCCGGAUCUAGACCUGUAAGCAUUAUAAGCAGCAUCAAUGAUGAGUUUGAUGCAUAUACAUCCAGUGUGGGUGCCUCUGAAGUGAACAUUGAAAUGGUAGCACCCUUGCAGGAGGAAGCGUUUGCCUCACUGGACAGCCGUAGUUCCUCUAUCGGUUCUUGGCUUAGCGAAGUAAGUGUCUGUACAUUAGAGAGCGAAGGAGCACAGUCUGCAGAUGUCUUUCUCCCUGAUGGUACACAUAUUGGCCCAGGAAGUGCAUUCUAUCUGGAUUCCCUUGGCAUGUUCCAAAGCAGCCCCCAGAAGGAGCCCAAGAGCUCACUGAAUGAUAGUGGCUUUAGCUUCUCAGAAUUGGACAGUGACAGUGCUGCUUCAAGUAAACUCUCCCUUAGUAAAUGCUCAUCCUCCCCAGAAUCUACAAAAACAUCUACCAGAAAUUCACCAAAACUGGCAAAAUCAAGUAACUUAAAUUCAUCCCCAACCCAGACCUUGCAAGACUCUUAUGGUGUUCAUUGUAGUCUUCCCAGGAAAAUAAAACCUACCUCAUGCACAGUUCAGAGUAGCAUCAUCAGUGAGAGCAGUAACAAUAGCAGUUGGAGGCGUGAACCCCCGAGACUAGAGGGAAAGCCAGAUGACCCAUGGUAUCGGAUAGAGAAUGUGUCAGAGAUGCCUGUGCCCUCAAAUUCAUGUUCUUCUUCUAAACUAUUAAAAAAUGGAAUUAGUGGCAUACCACCUAGGAAAGCAGGCACAAAUUGCAACAGCAUACCUCGAAUACCCAAAACACAGGGGUCUAAUUCAUCACAGAGGGUGGUAGACGGAUGUGAAAAAUCCAGUUGCAGCAAAAAGAUAGAGACCCCCAGCAGAAUGCCACAGCUCAGAAGAGGUGCAACCACACUGGGGACAGUACCAGUCAUCCACACAUCCAUUGAUGUCAAGGUUGGCCUGGACAUUGGGUCAUCAACUGGUAGUUUAAAGUUCUCAUCUUUGGAAAAAAAUGGGAAGGCAAAUAGACAGGAUGUUAGCAUGCUGCCAAAGCAAGGUGGUAUAUCACCUCCUCCACCUCCUGUGCGUAAGUCCAGUCUGGAUCAGAAGAAUCGAAUUCUGCUACCCCCAAGUGCCUUAAAGUCUGCAUAUGAGGCAGGGAAGUCCUCAGGACCCAGGCCUGCAAAGACAGAGAAUGAAUAUGAUGUCCGGUACAAAGGAGACUCUCACAGUUUGAAAUCAUCCAGCUUGAAGUCUGACCAUAGUUUACUAAAGGCAACCUCCAGCCUUAAGGCCAGAGGAGUGAGAGGGGAAGCUGGACAACUGUAUGGAAGCCAGGUAUCUCUAGAAAAAUGUGACAGUUUGACGUUGUUGGGAUCGAAACCUGUGCUCAGUCGAGAAAACAGUGGGGCCAGUCUCAGUGGAAAGUCAAGCAGAUCUGUUUCUAAGUUUGGAUCACCUGUUGCCACAUCCUCCCCAAUCAGUACCUCACCACCUCCCGGUGUUAGUCUAGUCAACGUAGGGAAAAAUGGGCAAGUCAAAAGCAGCCUUAAUGCAAGACCAGUGCCUGUAAAUGGAAACAAAGCUCGCACAUUAUCUGCAAGCAAUUCCAAAGCCCUAAGUUCCUCAACCAAGUCUCUUGCAGCAUCUGCACCAAGGAAUGCCAACCUUCCACCUUCAGGGAAGAGUGCAUUACCUCGUUCGGCAGCAGGAUGCAAUGGCAAACCAACAAGGGGAACUAUUAUGGGUACUAAACAAGCGAUGAGAGCAGCCAACAGUCGUGUUAGUGAGCUGGCAGCGGGUAAUCCUACUGGAAAACACCUGAGAGGAUCUGGUGAUUCAGAUAGUGGCAAUGACAGUGGAGUGAACCUCAGCGAUGACAAGCCCAUGCCCAUCCCCAUUCUGCCCUCUCCUUAUAGCAAGAUCACUGCUCCAAGACGGCCACAGAGGUACAGCAGCGGUCAUGGAAGUGACAACAGUAGCGUCCUGAGUGGAGAGUUGCCUCCCGCUAUGGGGCGAACUGCACUAUUCUACCACAGUGGAGGGAGCAGUGGGUAUGAAAGUAUGAUUCGGGACAGCGAGGCCACUGGAAGUGCCUCUUCAGCGCAUGAUUCUAUGAGUGAGAGUGGCAUGUCUUCCUCUGGACGUACCAGGAGCUCCAAACCACCCAAAAAGAGGUCAAAUGGCCUUCAGAGACGCCGUCUCAUUCCUGCUCCUCUGCCAGACACCUCGUCCUUGGGGAAGAAGGCUGGUGCCACAGGCCAGUGGGUGGACCUACCUCCUAUGUCUGGUCCAUUGAAAGAGCCCUUUGAGAUCAAGGUGUAUGAGAUUGACGAUGUGGAACGGCUACAGCGGCGGAGACAGGAGGAGACAGUUGAGCAGUCAAUUCAGGAUGUUGAGAAGGGUUUAAUGUACUUUAACACAAAGCUGAAGGAUGUGGAGAGAAGGCAGCAGCAGAUCAGAGAGCUCAGAGUCAAACAUGAAACUCUGAAGGAGGAACUUGAGGACACCAAGGCCAGACUGAUGAUGGACCCCAGCAAGUGGAUAGGAGAGUUUGAUGUGGACCAGGAUUUGGACCAGGAGUCACAGGAGUACCUGGAGGCACUAGAGCAAGCCACGAGUGAGCUGGAGUACUGCGUCAACCUAUGCAAGUCUCGCAUCAUGAUGGUGACCUGCUUUGACAUCAGAGCAGCAUCGGACAUUCAAGAAGGACCGCGAGAGGUGGAGGUGUGAGAACAGGACAGGUUGGAGGUGGAGAGACAGAACGGAGGAGAGGAAGUGAGAAAGAAUUCUGGAAGUCUGAGUGGAAGGAUAUUGAAAUGUAGCAGCCACUGAUAGUAACAAAAGACAAAGAAGAAACCUGAGUACUGAAGACUGGAGUACUGAACACUGCAUGAAGCAGCAUAUCUUUUGAGGAGUGACUGGUACUGCUAUUAUACAGUGCCUCGGUCUACAUAACGGACUUUUGAGUAUGAAGCAGCAACCUGUGAUAUUUUUGGAUCAUCUACUGCAUAAAGAGAAAGAGAGAGAGAGAAAAAAAGAUAGAAAGAAAGGAAGAAAGAGGGAUUGUCACCAUUCACCCAAGAGUUCUUCUGCUACACCACAAAGUGCCUUUUGUCAUAUGACUCUUUCAAUCAUUAUUUUUUGUAUUGGUGCUAGUGCUCUAACCAGCAUACCUAAGCCAACCCUUAACAUAUUCCUUUUACGAAGAAAAUGAUUUUAUAUUGCAUUGUAUAGUGUAUUUAUAUGAUUAAACAGUCUGUAAAAUACCAUUGGUGGAAAGAGGAAAGGAAAGCAAUAAGCUAAUGUUAUUGCGUUUUCCCAGACUUUGCCUUUCUCCUGUACUAUCACCUCUGUCAGCAUUUUGUCAUCUAACCUCUGGAGCCUUAUGUUCUAUUUCUAGUGACUGUGUGUGACUUUUUACCUUACAUAUCAAACGAAUCUGUGAUGUCUUUUUAAGAGCUACACUUGUAAUACUGUUGUAAAAUCAGCCGCCGCCAGGAUUGGUUGAUGCAAGCCCAUUUUCAACUUUGACUCAGUUGCCUUGAAUGAUUUAAGUUGAAUGGAACAAUACAAAUUAACGACACUAUGGUCAGUUCUGCAUAAGAAUGUGCGUUGUAGUAACACGAUUGAUGUCCUGCAUUGGUACUGCAUUUUGUCACUCUCUUGACUGUUUAAGGAGUUCAGCCACAUUGAAUGUACAUAUGGAUUUAUAGAAGCCCUUUUUAGCAACAACCCAAACAGUGUCUAGAAUGUGACACAUCAAGCCUUCUAUCACUCUUAAGCAGUUAAACUCAGCCAUUUUGCAUGACCAUUCAAGCUCAUCUUAUCCAAAUACAGUUUGAUCUUUUGCUUGUGUUUUGAGACAUAGGAGGUAGGAAUUUAUCAGGGGGCCUACUAAAACAGCUAAGGGUCAUUCAUACAGAGUAACAGGGUUUUUUUUUCCUGUCUUUGGGGUAAAAGAAACAACACCCACCCUAAAAGCAAAUUCAAGAGCCAGAACUGACCCUCAAAUCAGUUUUUACUAUGUCUUUUAGUGCCGGUUUCCCAGAGAUGGAUUAACCUAAUCUUGUUCUAAAUUUCAGUGUUGAUGGAAAAUCACCUUUGGAUUUUUUUGUAUUCCAUACAGUUUCUGAUCCUGACUGUGCAGUGGAAAACUGAAUGUGAGCACAGCGAUAGUUCAUAUUCCCCUUAACUGACAAUACCGUUCUAUUACACACCAUACAGUGACUACAUCAAUGAACUACUUCAGACAUUUUCACCUGUUUAACUGUAACCCUGUGGCUAUUAUGCUGAGUUAAUGUUGCCAGACAGUGGUUCUAUGCAUUCCUGAAAUAUAGUUCUAUUCACGUAGAACCUCAAAAAGCUACACUUUGCCUUUAGCACAAAUAGCCUGGCCUCAUGUAGAGAUCAAAACUUUCAUAUUUCUCCUUUUUUAUCUCAAAAUAAAUCAGCUUGUCUAACCUCUCACAGAUACCUCUGUAUUUAUAAUGUAGUUGUGUCAGCUGCACAGAUGAGGAUUGUUCAGAAUGGCUGUUUAACUGUCUUUCAACAUAGACUUUUGGAUCAUCCAACAUAAUUACUCAGUCACUUCUCUUGUUCUCAGUAAACCUUCUUGGAUUUAUUUACCUUUACAAGUAUACACUCUCAGGCCCUUUCUUACAAUGCUGCAUGAGAUUUUUCUUUGUUUAAUUAUUAUUAUUUUUUAGAUAUGUUCUUGCUUCAGUUUUACAUUUAAUUUUGUAAUGAUGAUGCUGGCAUUCACUAUCAUAGGAGGUUAUGAACAUCGAUUAACCAACUAACACCAAACUGAA
Colossoma macropomum (tambaqui) is the source of this 8347-nucleotide messenger RNA. It is a transcript of the gene kif26ab, whose product is annotated as kinesin family member 26Ab. The record is from RefSeq and is a predicted model, not a curated record. The coding region runs from base 195 to 6266 and encodes 2023 amino acids. Gene Ontology annotation, molecular function: microtubule binding; microtubule motor activity; ATP binding. The transcript is spliced from 16 exons. NCBI's taxonomy places the organism in Eukaryota, Metazoa, Chordata, Actinopteri, Characiformes, Serrasalmidae. Gene Ontology annotation, biological process: microtubule-based movement.